Molecule: messenger RNA, 4083 nt
Organism: Fomitopsis serialis
Lineage: Eukaryota; Fungi; Basidiomycota; Agaricomycetes; Polyporales; Fomitopsidaceae
Product: glycosyl transferase family 41-domain-containing protein
Exons: 18
Coding region: 1-4083 (1360 amino acids)
Biological process (GO): protein O-linked glycosylation
Molecular function (GO): protein binding; glycosyltransferase activity
Source: RefSeq, a predicted model, not a curated record
AUGCACCCAUCCUCCCCGUCUCGCCAGCAGCGUCGAUCUUUCACGCACUCCGGCGCCCACGACGAUGCACAAAUUCAGUAUUUUCGUCUCCAGCAGAGCGGAUUGAGUCCAGCAUCCGUCGCAACCGCAUCCCUCGAUGUCGAGGAGGCCGCGCCGCCUGACUCCCGCCCUGAACAUGUUCUUGCUACCUUCGCACCCGCGGCCGGCUCGCAUCUGGCUCCUCAGGCCGUUCCCAUCAAUUUUGGCGCGCCAUCUACCUCUGCGCGCGACGAAUCAGCUGUAGCCGCGCCAGCCCCGAGACCACAUCGCGCACCCGUGUCCGAGGCCGCCAACUUACCUUCAGAUGAAUCAUCUUCGACACAAGUAGCACCGACUUUUGUCCAACCCCAGAGAGACCAACCCAGUCCAUUUGCGACCACCCUCUCACGCGAUGCCGCCAUGACAUACGCAUAUCAUUUAUACAACACCCCCGGACGCCCACAGCCAGCGGGUCUAACGCCGUCUCUAAUACUGCCCACGAGCGCGCCUGCUUCACUCUCCACAGAGAGCAUAUACAGGCUCCAGCUUAUGCCGCUCCUUUCCACCCUGCGGUCUCUCCACCCGCGACACGUCCCCGUAUUGCUUCUACUCGCUUGCACUCACUAUGCGCUCGGUGACUACCAGACGAGUCUCUCGCUCAGUUCCGACAUCCUAUCGAUUGACCCCGAAUGCGUGGAGGCUAUGUCCAACGUGGGUACCACUUACAAAGCCCUCGGCCAAGAAGAUCAGGCGUACGAGUGGUGGAUGAAGGCCUUGCGCAUACGCCCUACCUACUGGGACGCAAUGGAUAACAUACUUGGCAAGCUCUUCUAUGUGGCCCAAGACGCGCCAGAUAACAAUCGCCGCCUGGAAGCGUACUCCCAGGCCUUGCGCGUGUGCGAGUCUGUUAUCAACCAGGUCGUACAGGACGAUGGCCGACUCAGGAUGCCCGUACGGAUCGAUGAGAUACAUCGUCUCCAGCGAGUGUUCUUCACCACAGCCACCCUCCGGACUCUGAUCUCACCGCACGGGAUCCUCGAUGCCAUACACGACUACUGGCGCGCGAUCGAGCUCGUACUACGCCCGCCUCCGCCAUACGCGUACGACGAAUGCUACAACAUGCGCGACCUCCUGGUAGCCACCUGCGUCGCAGGGUAUAUGAUAUCCUCCUCGUCCAAUGGACCGGUUCCCGACGAGAUCAUGGAGAGCCUCAGCCUCGAGGGCCAGCCGUCGUUCGCGGAGCUCAUCCACCAGCCGCCCCUCAACCUUUUCCGCGUCGUACACGCGUCGGGUGAGCGUGUGCUCAAUGUGCUGCUGCACCUGGGCGGGGGCGUCCUUCCGACGUUGCUCCUGCUCCCGGACCAGGUCAUGCGCUUGCCGAUGGUGCUCUUCCCCUUCUCGCUCGGCGUGCCGCCUGCAAUCUGUGCGCGAAAUCCGGACACUGGCCAGCCCGACCUCCCUCCCGAGAGCACGCGCCAGAAGACAAACCUCAUGACGAGCACCGUCCUACUCACCCUCGCGAAACGCCUGCAAGACGAAUCUCUCGCGAACGUGCGCCUCCCUGGGCUCGGCGGCCCGGUCAAUGUCAGUGUGUCCUUGGUUAUAGUGCUUUAUUACAUGGCGCUGUCGAUAUCACCGUCUCCGUCGACGUAUAACAAUCUAGGCAUUCUGUUGUGUGCGCUCUCUGACAGCAGGAUCAUGCGGAAUCCCCAGGGACAUAAGGACCUGCUGAACGGUCCUACCCUCGCGCGGUUCUGUUACCAAGCCGGCUUGCAACUCGACCCGAACCAUCCGCACCUCCUGACAAACCUGGGCUCGCUGCUGAAAGACCAGGGUCGCGUGGAAGAAGCCAUCGAACUGUACAUGAAGGCCAUAAGGAGAAAGCCCGAUUUUGAUAUUGCCCUUGCCAACCUGGGCAAUGCCGUCAAAGAUCUGGGUCGAUCCUGGGAUGCCAUCGAGUACUACCGCCGCGCCGUCAGCCUGAAUCCCGAUUUGCCCGAGGCCACGUGCGGCCUGGUGAACUCGCUCUCCGCGAUAUGCGACUGGCGCGGGCGCGGGUCGGUGCCCAACGAGAUCGGGGUGGACGAGCACGGCGGGAUCAUCAUGCCCAGCGACGCUGGCAGCCCCGGCUGGAUCACGAAAAUGAUCGAGAUCUGCGAGCGGCAGAUCGACGCGGCGUACAUGCAGAACGGGCGCGCGCUGCGCGAGGACGAGAAGGCGCGCUGGCGCGGGUGCCUGCAGCGCUACUACGACGACGACGACCGCGUGCGCAGCGGCAUCAACGAGGUCGGGUUCCUGAUCCGGUUCAUGGACUGGGUGCAGCCCAGGCUGCAGCGCCAGUGGUACAUCCAAGCGUUCGGCAAGAUCGUCUCGUCGGACGAGCCCAUGUUCGACACCCUACCGGAACUGGAGCACCGCUUCCUGAGGCCGGUGCUCCCGGCCAACAUGACGAGCCCGCCCGUUCCGUCCGUCCUUCCAUUCCAUACGUUCACGUACCCACUUAGCCCGCGCGCUGCCCGCCUCGUUGCUCAUCGAAAUGCGCUUAGGAUUUCAUUCAUGGCGCAUUCGCAGACGUGGGUCCCAAAGCACGUCUACCGCCCGCCACCGCCGCCCGUGGGCGGUAAACUGAAUAUUGGUUACGUUUCAAACGACGUGAACGACCACCCGCUCUCGCAUUUGAUGCAAUCAGUCUUUGAGUUCCAUGACCGUAGUAGGUUCAAUGUCUUCCUGUAUACAACCAGUCCAUGGGAUGGCACAGACUACCGACCGCGCAUCGCAUCGCGUGUAGAGUACUUCCGCGAUGUGUCGACCUGGUCCGCUCGUGAUAUUGUAGACGAUAUCCUGCGUCAUAACAUACACAUUCUGAUCAACCUUGGUGGUUAUACCAAGGGUGCCCGGAACGAUAUAUUUGCGGCUCGUCCUUGCCCUGUGCAGAUGCAGUGCAUGGGAUACGCAGGCACCUUGUCGGCAGGAUGGUGCGACUAUCUUUUUUGUUGCAUGAUUUCGUGUCCUCCGGAGAUGAGUGCCGCGGAGUUUUGGCGGCACAAUCGCGGGAAAGACAAAGAGACGAUGCAUGUCACCUUUGAUUUCGACGCCGAUGCCGAUCCAGAGGCUCGGUCAAAUGGGUGGAUGUACACCGAGAAGUUCAUCAACAUUCCUCACUCUUUCAUGGUCACUGAUCACAAGCAGUCAUUCCGCGAGGACGAGGGCCUCUCGGUACAGGAGAGAGCAUGGGUCCCUACGGAAGAACUGUGGCGUAAUGAAGAGAAACGAAGAGCGAAUAUGAGGCGCCAGAUUUUCCCCGACCUACCCCAAGAUGUAGUGAUUUUUGCCAACUUUAGCCAGUUGUAUAAGAUCGACCCGGGCAUCCUUGCGGUCUGGCUUACAAUACUUGCGCAAGUGCCGCGUAGCGUCCUGUGGCUCCUACGCUUCCCCGCAGCGGGCGAAGAGCACCUCCUACGUACCGCCCGAGCCUGGGCUGGCGAAGAAGUCGCGUCACGGAUACGAUUCACGAACGUAGCAAAAAAGGAUGAACAUGUCUAUCGCGGUCGUGUUGCCGACCUAUUUCUCGAUACGGCAGAGUGCAAUGCGCAUACGGUAGCAGCCGACGUUCUGUGGACCGGUACGCCGAUCCUGACUAUACCUAAACAUCCGCACAAGAUGUGCUCCCGUGUGGCGGCGAGUAUGGCGAGUGCGACAGGGUUCGGGGAUCAGAUGACUGUAGAGACCCUGGAUGAAUACGGGCGCCGAGCAGUCGACCUCGCGCGGAGCGUGGAGUACGUCGACGAGCAGGAUCCCACUGGCGUGACAAUACCGAGGGGGCGCGGGGAGCUCAUCAAGCUUCGCCGCAACAUCUUCUUGAACCGGGAUAGAUCACCUUUGUUUGAUACCAUGCGGUGGACUCGCAACGUCGAGAAGGGCUACCGAGAGGCAUGGAGGAGGUGGGUAGAAGGUACGCAGUAUGAGAUGUCGGAUGAGUGGGAGGGGAGCGAAGGCGACGCAAAAGAGAGCAGUACUAUAUGGAUACCUGAUGAAGAGCCUCCGGACAUAAUCAUAUAUGAUUGA